This is a messenger RNA of Camellia sinensis, 804 nucleotides long. RefSeq lists its product as uncharacterized. Gene Ontology annotation, biological process: recognition of pollen. Lineage: Eukaryota; Viridiplantae; Streptophyta; Magnoliopsida; Ericales; Theaceae. The record is from RefSeq and is a predicted model, not a curated record.
AUGUGUUAUCAGUUGGUUCCAGUUCAAACCUCAAUAACUAGCAGAGGCUCAUACUAUGCAGAGCUUCAACAAGGAGGUUUCCUUGUGAAUAUUGGUACAUCUCAAUCAAUGUUUAAAGUAAAUCCCAUCAAUUUUCCCUCCACUGUAAGCACUACAUAUAUAAAACUAGGUAGUGAUGGGCAUUUGAAGAUAUUCCAUCACAGUAAUGCCAAUGGGUGGAGGGAGAUUGUUGAUAUGAUUACCCACGAUUUAGGUAAAUGUCAACAUCCUUGCCACUGUGGUGAAUAUGGCUUAUGCAAAGAAGGCCAAUGUAAUUGUCCCAUAGGCAUGGAUUGGGUUCGAUAUUUUGAGCAGACACACAGCCAAAAUGGAAAACAUCAACACCAGACUCAGCUUCAAAUACCCUAUAUGGGUUGCUCUAGUAUUACUUCCUUGUCUUGCCCACCUCUUGUUGACCAAAAGCACCAUCUUAUUGAAGUUAGAAAUGUAUGCUACUUCAACCUGAUCGACGAAGAUGCUGCAUUUCCAAAUAUCAGUGACAUAGAGAGAUGCAAAGAGAUCUAUCUGCUAAAUUGUUCCUGUGGUGCAGUCUUUUUGAGGUGCAACAAUAAUGUUUCAAACGGGUGUUGUUAUAUCCCAUCCACAGUAUUGACAAUUAGAGAAGCGCAAAUCCCAAACCACAGUUUUGCAUCUGCAACAUUUGUCAAGGUCCAAAUUCCCUAUAAGGCAGCAAACAGACAAGUAAAGGCACCGUGCCUGAUACUUCUCAACAUGCUUCACUUUCAAGAAAUUGAAGAAAUUUAA